Molecule: messenger RNA, 1889 nt
Organism: Mercurialis annua (annual mercury)
Lineage: Eukaryota; Viridiplantae; Streptophyta; Magnoliopsida; Malpighiales; Euphorbiaceae
Product: probable pectinesterase/pectinesterase inhibitor 20
Exons: 2
Coding region: 44-1666 (540 amino acids)
Biological process (GO): cell wall modification
Molecular function (GO): pectinesterase inhibitor activity; pectinesterase activity
Source: RefSeq, a predicted model, not a curated record
UAUGCAAACCCUAAUUCCCAUCAUCUAAUUAUUUUCCAAAACAAUGGCUUCAAAUUUAUCCAUCUUAACCAUCAUCUUCAUCCUCUACUUCUCUUCUUCUUCUUCUUCCAUGGCAAACUUACUGCCGCCAAUCUUCAACACACCAGAAACCCUAUGCACUUCAACUCCAAAUCCACUCUUCUGCAAAUCCUUUUUACCAUAUAACAAACCCGGCACCAUUCAUGACUACGCCAAAAUUUCCAUUUCUUUAUCUCUAACAAAUUCAAUCAACUUUCUUUCACUUGUUCAGAGCUCCUUAACCCUAAUUCCUUCUUCUUCUUAUCAAUCCGCCGUUUACGCUCUCGAAGAUUGCCAAUUCUUAGCUCAACUCAACAUCGACUCAUUGUCAUACGCACUCGACACUAUAAACUCGAGUAAUGAUAAUAACUUGCAACUCAAGUUAUCUACUGAUCUAUUAACAUUUCUCAGUGCUACUUUGACUAAUCAAGAAACAUGUCUUGAAGGGCUUAAAUCAACAUCAACAGCUCCGGAAAAUGUCUUGAAUGGUCUGUUAGGUCAUCUUCUUGAUGGAAAAAAUUAUUUCAGUACUUCUUUAGCUCUUUUUAACCAGGGUUGGAUUCCUAAAUUACUGCAAGGUAAACUUCCAACAGAGGGUUUAGUGAGAAGUUUGCCUUUUGGGAGAAAAUUACUUCAAGAAUUUACAAAUGGUGUCUUUGUGAGAACUACGGUGGUGGUGAAUCCGUACGGUGGUGGAGAUUUUAAUACUAUUAGCGACGCGGUGGCUGCUGCGCCUAAUAAUACGGUUAUUAGCGACGGAUAUUAUGUAAUUUAUGUGGUUGCUGGGGUUUAUAAUGAGUAUGUUGUGAUUGAUAAGAAAAAGAAAUUUUUGAUGAUGAUUGGAGAUGGUAUUAACCAAACUAUAAUAACUGGCAAUAAGAAUUUUGUCGACGGUUGGACCACAUUUAAUUCUGCCACAUUUGUUGCGGUAGGGCAAGGUUUUGUAGCAGUGAACAUAACAAUUCAGAACACAUCAGGACCAGAAAAACACCAAGCAGUAGCACUCAGAAACGGCGCUGAUCUAUCAGCAUUCUACAAAUGCAGCUUCGAAGGCUAUCAAGACACUCUAUACACUCAUUCUCUACGCCAAUUCUACCGAGACUGCGAAAUUUACGGCACCAUAGAUUUCAUAUUCGGCAACGCAGCAGUUGUUCUACAGAACUGCAUAAUUAUUUCAAGAUUACCAAUGAGUAAUCAGUUCAAUACCAUCACAGCACAAGGCCGAAUCGACCCGAACCAAAACACGGGCACUUCGAUUCAGAAUUGCACUAUAAUUGCAGCUCAAGAUUUGGCGUCAAGCAAUAUAAAAACUUACUUAGGACGGCCAUGGAAGGAGUAUUCAAGAACGGUUGUUAUGCAAUCUUUUAUUGAUGGCUUAAUUGAUCCUACUGGUUGGGCUCCAUGGUCUGGUGAUUUUGCUCUUGCUACGCUUUAUUAUGCUGAGUUUGAUAAUUAUGGGCCGGGGUCGGAUGUUAGUAUGAGAGUUGACUGGCCUGGUUAUGAUCGGAGUAUUACUGCUGCCGGUGCGGUUAACUACACUGUAUGGGAAUUUAUACAGGGAGAUGGGUGGCUGCCGGCGACUGGAGUGCCAUACUUUGGAAGUCUUUAAAUUGUUAUGCACGAUCUGCAUUACCGGUGGCUGCCGGCAGAGUAAUUUCUUUAAAAAAAUUCUGUUUAUUUUGAGUGGCAUCCCAUUAUUCCUCAAUUGUUGUGAGGAAACAUGAGAUAUUGUUGUUGAUUAAGUCAGAGAAUGAAAUUAAUUAUUGCAUUUGCAUAGAAGUAAAAGGCAUGCACGUUUGAGACAAUACUAGAAAAGAAAGAUUUUGUACUAA